Setaria italica (foxtail millet) is the source of this 1267-nucleotide messenger RNA. Its product is annotated as glucan endo-1,3-beta-glucosidase GII. The record is from RefSeq and is a predicted model, not a curated record. Bases 86 to 1093 code for a protein of 335 amino acids. The transcript is spliced from 2 exons. Gene Ontology annotation, molecular function: hydrolase activity, hydrolyzing O-glycosyl compounds. Gene Ontology annotation, cellular component: plasma membrane. Gene Ontology annotation, biological process: carbohydrate metabolic process. Lineage: Eukaryota; Viridiplantae; Streptophyta; Magnoliopsida; Poales; Poaceae.
GUGCAUGGCUUGUUCAUAGCAUUCAUCAGGCCGGAGCAACUCCCUCGUAGAAAGAUUUGGGAGUGCCCAGCAGAGGGUUUCAACAAUGGCGAGGCAGCAAGUUGCUUCCAUGCUUUCAGUUGCUCUGAUCGUUGGAGCAUUUGCUUCCAUUCCUACAACCGUGCAAUCCAUCGGCGUGUGCUACGGCGUCCUGGGCAACAACCUCCCGUCACGGAGCGACGUGGUGCAGCUCUACAGGUCCAGGGGCAUCAACGGGAUGCGCAUCUACUUCCCCGACAGGCAAGCCCUCGACGCCCUGCGCGGCUCCGGCAUGGCCCUCAUCCUCGACACAGGCAACGACGUCCUCGGCCAGCUCGCAUCCAGCCCCUCCAGCGCGGCGUCGUGGGUCCAGAGCAACGUGCGGCCCUACUACCCGGCCGUGAACAUCAAGUACAUCGCCGUCGGGAACGAGGUCGCGGGCAGCGCCACGCAGAGCAUCCUCCCGGCGAUGCGCAACCUGAACGCCGCCCUCGCCGCCGCGGGGCUCGGGAGCAUCAAGGUGUCCACGUCGGUGCAGUCCAACGUCAUCGCCAACUCCUUCCCGCCGUCCAGCGGCGUGUUCGCGCAGGGCUACAUGGUGGAGAUCGCCCGGUACCUGGCGAGCACCGGCGCGCCGCUGCUGGCCAACGUGUACCCCUACUUCGCCUACCGGGGCAACCCGCGGGACAUCAGCCUCGGCUACGCGACGUUCCAGCCGGGCACGACGGUGAGGGACGGCGGCAACGGGCUGACCUACACGAACCUGUUCGACGCCAUGGUGGACGCCACCGUCGCGGCGCUGGAGAAGGCUGGGGCGCCCAACGUGAGGAUCGUCAUCUCCGAGAGCGGGUGGCCGUCGGCCGGCGGGUUCGGGGCGAGCGUGGAGAACGCGCGGAACUACAACCAGGGGCUGAUCGACCACGUCGGGCGCGGCACGCCCAAGAGGUCCGGCGCGCUGGAUACCUUCAUCUUCGCCAUGUUCAACGAGAACCAGAAGAGCGGGGAUCCCACGGAGAGGAACUUCGGGCUCUUCUACCCCAACAAGCAGCCCGUGUACUCGAUCCGGUUCCAGUAAGAAGUAGCAUGUCGGAUCGAUCGAUACCAAUAAACCCAUGCUAUGCUAUGCUACGCAUGAAGAUGAUGAUGGGAGAUGCAUGCAUCUUCUAAAUAAUGAUAUGAUUAAGCAGUGGUAAUAAAAGUGCAACGUGCACGUAUGGCGUAUGAAUAAAGGACAAGAUUGUUGCAAUUU